AUGACCGCGCUGCUCGUCCCGCUCGUCUGGCUGUGCUUGCUGCCGCAAGGGAGCACAAGCAAGAAAUUACCUGGAGUGGAGCAAUACGAGGUAGUUUAUCCACAGAAAUUGCACACCAUACAUAAAAGAGAUGCAGAAAGAAACAAUACAAAGACAAAAUACGACGACACGAUGGUGUAUGGAAUCAAAGCCAGCGGGGAGGAAGUCAUACUCCACCUUCGAAAAAAUAAGCAUCUAUUAGCUAGAGACUACACUGAAACAGUUUACUCGGAGGAUGGUCAACAAAUAACAACCAGCCCCCAGAUCAAGGAUCACUGUUACUAUGAAGGUUAUGUUCAAAAUGAUGCUGACUCACUAGCAAGUAUCAGCGCGUGCAAAGGUUUAAGCGGAUAUUUUGAGACCCACGGUCAGAAAUACCUUAUUGAACCCUUGGGAAGCUCGGAUAGAGAAGAACACGCAGUCUAUAAAUACGAGAAACUUGAAGACAAGUCCAUAAAAACGUGCGGGGUCAUCAACGGUACCUGGGAACUGGAGGCCCACGACGCCACCGAGACCUUCAAGUCGAGCAACGAUCCCGAGAUGAAAGCAUAUCUGAAAGCAAAAAAAUACCUGGAAGUUUACAUAGUUGCAGACAACACCAUGUUUAAGAAGUAUAACGAAGACGUUAAAGCUGUCAGAGAAAGGAUAUUUGGAAUAGUCAACUUCAUCAACAUGGUUUAUAAGGCCAUAAAUAUCCACGUGGCACUAAUAGGCCUGGAGAUCUGGACGGAUAACGACAAGUGUGCCCUGAGCCCCGCGGCGGGGUCCACUCUGGACAGCUUCUCCAAGUGGCGCCGCUCGGAUUUGCUGCAAAGGAAGAGGAACGACAACGCGCAGCUGGUCACAGGGUUUGACUUCGAGGGCACCACAGUUGGACUAGCCUUUCUGAAAUCCAUAUGCAGUGAUGUAUAUUCUGCAGGUAUUAUUCAGGAUCACAACAGAAACGAAAUUGCGGUUGGAGCCACCAUGGCCCACGAGAUGGGCCACAACCUGGGCAUGAGCCACGACACCAAGGCCUGCACGUGCAGCACCAAGGUCUGCAUCAUGACGGACACCGUCAGCUCUGUAAUCCCCGAGAGGUUCAGCUCGUGCAGCCUCCAAGACUUUGAGAAAUACAUGUUGAACGACAUGCCAAAAUGCUUAACUAACGUCCCAGACGUAAGCAACAUCGUGGCCCCCUCGAUCUGCGGAAACAGCUUUGUGGAAAAGGGGGAAGAGUGCGACUGCGGGACUCCUGAGUACAAGAAGCCGGGAGCUGUUUGCCGGGCGGUCAAGCACGACUGCGACCUGGCCGAGAUGUGCACGGGCGCCUCGGAGCAGUGCCCGGCCGACCGCUUCCGCGUCAACGGGCACCCCUGCGACUCCGGCAGGGGCUACUGCUACAUGGGGAACUGUCCCACGCGGGAGAACCAGUGCAAAGCUGCCUUCGGGCCACAGGCUACCGAAGGUGCAGCUUCCUGUUACCGGAUGAACGAGAAAGGGGUAUAUUAUGGAUACUGCAGAAAAGAAAAGGGUAGUCACUCCCCAUGCAAGAAAAAAGACAUCAUGUGUGGGAAGCUGUUCUGUGCUGGGGGCAGGGAGAUGCCUCUGUACGGCAGCCUGGUGACUUUUGAGUCGUGCAAAGCCAGCUUUCCACACCACGGAGAAGCAGAUCCAGGGAUGAUCCUCCAUGGAACCAAGUGCGGAGAUGGAAUGGUGUGCAGCAACGGCGAAUGCGUCUACGUGGAAGACGCCUUCAGAUCCACCAACUGCUCUGCAAAGUGCUCCGGACAUGCUGUGUGCGACCACGAGCUGCAGUGCCAGUGCGAGGAGGGCUGGGCGCCGCCGGCCUGCGACAGCUCCACGGCCCUCACCAGUGAGUACGGCGGGGCCGGCUCCGCGGCCGUCCUCGCCAUCACGGCGGCUGCAGCGGUGCUACUGACCCGUUUCCGAGUAUUCAAGAGAUGCCAGAGCAGGAGGGGGCCUGGAGCUGCCAACCAGGUGUUUGGGACCCAGGAGCACCUCGCCACGGCGGUGCCCGCACGCACGAUGAACGAUAAGAAGCUCCUGCUCCCCAUCCCUGCAGCCCAGGAGGCCAAGGCGCCGCGCCAGAGCCCUGCCAUGAGGCCCAAGGGGCCCCCGCCUCCCGUCCCAUCCACCAAACCAGCCUCUGCUCCCGCUGGAGAGAGCUUUGCACCAGAAAGAAAAUCUGCUCCCUUCCCAGUUCCCAAAGGCAAACCUCCACCUCCUCCAAAGGCUUUAAAACCUCCUGCUAAUCCCCGAGUGUGA
Messenger RNA from Tinamus guttatus (white-throated tinamou), 2307 nucleotides. The record is from RefSeq and is a predicted model, not a curated record. NCBI's taxonomy places the organism in Eukaryota, Metazoa, Chordata, Aves, Tinamiformes, Tinamidae.